AUGUGCAAUACCAACAUGUCUGUAUCUACUGAUGGUGCUGUAAGCACAUCACAGAUUCCUGCUUCGGAACAAGAGAUCCCGGUUAGACCAAAGCCGUUGCUUUUGAAGUUGUUAAAGUCUGUUGGUGCACAAAAAGACACUUACACAAUGAAAGAGGUUAUAUUUUAUCUUGGCCAGUAUAUUAUGGCUAAACGAUUAUCUGCGGAGAAGCAACAACAUAUUGUAUAUUGUUCAAAUGAUCUUCUAGGCAAUUUGUUUGGAGGGCCAGGCUUCUUUGUGAAAGAGCACAGGAAAAUAUAUACAAUGAUCUACAGAAACUUGGUAGUGGUCAAUCAGAGAGCAGUUAGUGAGACAGAAGAAAAUUCAGAUGAAUUAGCUGGUGAACGACAAAGAAAGCGCCACAAAUCUGAUAGUGUUUCCUUUUCCUUUGGUGAAAGCUUUGCUCUGUGUGUAAUAAGGGAGAUAUGCCGUGAAAGAAGCAGUAGCAGUGAUUCAACAGAGACGCCGUCAAAUCUGGUAUAUCGAGUUACUGUAUUUCAGGCAGGAGAGAGUGAUACAGAUUCAUUUGAAGAAGCUCCUGAAACUUCCUUAGCUGACUAUUGGAAGUGUACUUCAUGCAAUGAAAUGAAUCCUCUCCUUUCACUGCAUUACAACAGAUGUUGGGCCCUUCGUGAGAACUGGCUUUCUGAAGAUAAAGGAAAGGAUAAAGGGAAAAUAUCUGAGAGAGCCAAACUAGAAAACUCAACACAUGUAGAAGACGGCUUUGAUGUUCCUGAUUGCAAAAAAAUGAACGUGAGUGACUCUAAAGAGUCAUGUGUUGAGGAAAAUGAUGAUAAAAUCACACAAGCCUCCCAAUCCCAAGGAAGUGACUAUUCUCAGCCAUCAGCUUCUGCUAGCAUCAUUUAUAGCAGUCAAGAAGAUGUCAGAGAGUUUGAGAGGGAAGAAACACAAGAUAAAGAAGACAGUGUGGAAUCUAGAUUUCCCCUUAACGCCAUUGAACCUUGUGUGAUUUGCCAAGGUCGACCUAAAAAUGGUUGCAUUGUCUAUGGCACAACAGGACAUCUUAUGGCAUGUUUUACAUGUGCAAAGAAGCUAAAAAAUUUAAAUAAGCCCUGCCCAGUGUGUAGGAAACCAAUUCAAAUGAUGUGCUAA
Molecule: messenger RNA, 1152 nt
Organism: Choloepus didactylus (southern two-toed sloth)
Lineage: Eukaryota; Metazoa; Chordata; Mammalia; Pilosa; Megalonychidae
Product: E3 ubiquitin-protein ligase Mdm2-like
Exons: 2
Coding region: 1-1152 (383 amino acids)
Biological process (GO): regulation of cell cycle; negative regulation of apoptotic process
Cellular component (GO): nucleus
Molecular function (GO): ubiquitin protein ligase activity; identical protein binding
Source: RefSeq, a predicted model, not a curated record